GAGAAACCCUAUCGACUCGGCGCAGCCACCACCGAAGCAGACUCCGGAGAGCGGGCAAGGCGGAGACCGAGAUGGCGCGCGGCGUGGCGGCGGCUACCAAGGGCGGCGCGGGCGCCGGGAAGAAGAAGGGGUCGGUCACCUUCGUGAUCGACUGCACCAAGCCCGUCGACGACAAGAUCAUGGAGAUCGCGUCGCUUGAGAAGUUCCUGCAGGAGCGCAUCAAGGUCGCCGGGGGCAAGGCCGGCAACCUCGGGGACUCCGUCACCGUCGCCCGCGACAAGAGCAAGGUCACCGUCACCUCCGACGGGGCCUUCUCCAAGAGGUACUUGAAGUACUUGACGAAGAAGUACCUGAAGAAGCACAACGUGCGUGACUGGCUUCGGGUGAUUUCAUCCAACAAGGACCGCAGCGUCUACGAGCUCCGGUACUUCAACAUUGCUGAGAACGAGGGCGAGGAGGAGGACUAGAUGUGCACUGCCUUGUUUCUGUGCCGUGUGAAACUUUGAACUUGUUGGAGCACUUCUGCAGUAGAGUUUUGAUGUUUAUGUUUUCACCCCUGUUUUGAAUUGUGGCCAGGACGCCAUGUGAUGGAUGCUUAGAUAACCAAGCUGAAGAAUUGUCCGUUCUUGUUCUUGUGGUUUAUAGAAAUGUUGGUGAGAGUAUGUGGGGCGUAGAAAUGUUGCAACAGGCACGGUUUCCUUCUCAA
Triticum aestivum (bread wheat) is the source of this 706-nucleotide messenger RNA. Its product is annotated as 60S ribosomal protein L22-2. Gene Ontology annotation, cellular component: ribosome. The coding region runs from base 72 to 467 and encodes 131 amino acids. The record is from RefSeq and is a predicted model, not a curated record. Gene Ontology annotation, molecular function: RNA binding; structural constituent of ribosome. NCBI's taxonomy places the organism in Eukaryota, Viridiplantae, Streptophyta, Magnoliopsida, Poales, Poaceae. Gene Ontology annotation, biological process: cytoplasmic translation. The transcript is spliced from 2 exons.